Messenger RNA from Alternaria burnsii, 2844 nucleotides. RefSeq lists its product as uncharacterized. Bases 1 to 2844 code for a protein of 947 amino acids. The transcript has 6 exons. Gene Ontology annotation, molecular function: sequence-specific DNA binding; DNA-binding transcription factor activity, RNA polymerase II-specific; zinc ion binding. Lineage: Eukaryota; Fungi; Ascomycota; Dothideomycetes; Pleosporales; Pleosporaceae. Gene Ontology annotation, cellular component: nucleus. Gene Ontology annotation, biological process: DNA-templated transcription; positive regulation of transcription by RNA polymerase II. The record is from RefSeq and is a predicted model, not a curated record.
AUGUCCACUUUCCACCCAUUCCCUCUACUACCACUGGAGCUUCAGAGGCAGAUAUGGAGGUGCACUGCUGAGCCGCGCACCGUCGAGGUUCGCAUCGAACGCAGGGGGCCCACUAAGAAUCGCUUAUUGAUAUCGUCCACGCCGGUGCCUGGACCGCUACAGUGCUGCAGAGUGGCCCGAGAUGAGUUACAGAGGUUGUAUCAACGAGCUUUCUUCGAUAUUGGCACUCAACAGGAUACCAAGCCGCGUAAGUACACGUACUGGAACGGCUUCGGGUUCGAGAUCCCUCCCAGUCCUUCGCCUCCUCCCAACCUGAGCAGUCCCGAACUCCGUGUGAAUCGCCAUCAUCAAAGCAAUCCUGAACCCACCGCCAUCAAUACACGUCCGUUUGAUCCGCACGAGGAGCGCAGGCUAUCUGGUGUGUACCUUAUCGAGAAACUCGAUGUGACUGGCAUCGACGGACCAAGCAUCGAGCGGCGAUAUGUCUGGUUGAACUUUGACAUCGACAUGGUGGACAUUGGAACUUUCCGUCUCGAGAAUUUGGAACCAAUUGCAUUGAACAUCAGGCGACUCAAGUUUAAGCGCGAAAACAGUGAUGAGUCUUGGUAUCAUUUUGAGUCACGACGACUCGUAAACUUCAAGAAUGUAGAGGAAAUUCACGUGGUCUGUGAGGAUGGGUUCUGGAAUUGGGGUGAUGCUACGAAUGAGCAUUUCUGGCCUUUCGCUGCUGACAACAUAGUCUUCUUUGAUCCGUUUAGUGGUCAAGUGGCGAGGGCCGACGAACUCACUUGGGGUAAGCUUGAAAACUUCAUUCCAUCGGAGGGAGAGCACUCGAGCAUGCCACCGACGAGCUCACCAACACAGCCUUUGAGGGCUAGUUCAGUGCAAAAGAGGGGCAGCAAGCCAGUCGCUUGCCAAAGAUGUCACUCGCGCAAAGUGAAAUGCUCGGGAGGCCACCCAUGCUCAAACUGCCGCGAUACCGCUGAAACGACGCCUUGCGUGUAUCCAGCGCGCGACCGACAGAUCAAGCUCAGUGAACAUCACCUGAAUGAGCUGCUAAAGGAUUACGAGCGUUUGAAGGAUCUCGAGCGCCUACGUAGCGGACCCUCCGGGUCCGCUCAGGCUGCUGUUCCCGUCGAAGAAGCUCUCGAAAGCAACACAGCUGUGAAUGAAGCCGUGCGUAAUCCACUACUUGAGGAUAGGCCUUGGUUCCAUGCAGUUUCUUCCGAGCAUGUACCUAUCCACGUUGGAGAAGCUGCCGACGCAGCAUUUGCGACAAGAUUUCGCCAGACCCUUGCCGUAGGAAAUACCAAGCAUCUGCCUCGAAUGGACCACGUACAAGACGAUUACCUGAUGCUGCCGUCUCAAGCCCCUUUUAGUUGGCCGUCACCUGCAAGAGCACGUUUUUUGGUCAAAGUAGCCUUGUCCACAGUCUGCCAAUACUACCAUAUCGUGCGCAAGAGCCAGGUCACGAGAAUUCUGGAAGACGCCAUCAAGAACAACGGCAAUGGUAACCGGGUAGUCAUCUGUAAGCUUCUAGCACUUUUCGCCCUGGGUGAAGUGUAUUCUGCCAAACAUGCUUCCAUGGAUGCUGCCUUUCCCGGCUUAGCCUACUUUGCUCAAGCAAGAAGGAUGAUUAGCAUUCCUGCCGAGCGGCCGCAGAUGGACACCAUAGAGGUCACCCUACUAUUGGUUCUUUAUUCCUUUACGGUCAAUCGUCGCCAUUCGGCUUACAUCUUCGCAAGCUCUGCCUGUAGACUUGGUCUUAUCAUGGGCAUGAAUAUGAACAUACCUGAACAUCAGUGCCCUGAUCGGCUUGCGAGAGAGCAUCGCGUGAGGCUAUGGUGGUCUGCAUAUGCUCUUGAUAGAUCAUGCGCAUCAAAACUUGGUCUUCCUGUAUCUGUUGCUGAUGAAGAUAUCAUGGUAGACUUUCCCAGUAGUGACGGUCUCGAUGCUGCAGAAGAAGGCGAUUUUGGCGACACUGAUUACAGCUUAAAUAGCAUCAAGUUGGCCAAACUUGCUGCUCGAUUGACACGAGCUAUCUACAGUAGAAGAAACCAUCACGAUUCGUUUUCUAAAAGGGUUCAGGCGAUGCUCAAGGAUCUCACCAGAUGGAUGGACGACCUGCCAGUUAAGUUUCAUCUCAAGGACAACGACACUUCAGCACCUAUCCACAUUGUCUACAUACAUCUGCGCUUCAACCAGUGCUGUAUUCUUGCCACACGACCGAUACUUCUACAUGUUCUCCGCAGCCACAAGCAGUCAUGGUCGAAUCCAACUAUCGAUCCCAAACGCAACCUUCCUGAGGGCGCUCUCGCACUUGCCGAAACAUGCAUUCAAUGCGCGCGUCACAGUUAUCGCAUCCUUACGGAAGCCUGGAUUCAUGGAUCCUUGGCUACGCUGGAUUAUUUCGACACGCAAUACCUCUUCUCAGCUACUACGGUCCUCGCUAUUUCUAGUCUUCUGCAGUCACCGCGGAGUCAAGCAGACGGUGACGAUUUCAACAACGCGGUGGAGUUGUUGCGACAGCUUGCUCAAAGCGGUAACUAUGGCGCGAAAGAGUUCGUUAAGCAUAUGGAUGCGAUAGAGCAGAGUAUGCAACUUGUGGCAGAUACCAGCUUUGCGCUAAGUCGACCACAACAAACGUCUGUGGCCAGUGCGGAGCAAUUGCUUCCUCCUUCCAGCGACGCAAUGACCGCUGGUAUGGCUCUUGCCGAUCCAUCCCUUCGGUACUUUCUUUCCGAGUCCGAUUUAGAUCUUCAAGCUUUCAGUAACCCUGCUUUUGAUGAAUUGCAGACACCAUACUGGUGGGCGGACGGUUGGGGAGUGGGUGGAGAUAUCUGA